Monosiga brevicollis MX1 is the source of this 472-nucleotide messenger RNA. RefSeq lists its product as uncharacterized. Gene Ontology annotation, biological process: translation. Lineage: Eukaryota; Choanoflagellata; Craspedida; Salpingoecidae. Gene Ontology annotation, molecular function: structural constituent of ribosome. The record is from RefSeq and is a predicted model, not a curated record. Bases 3 to 452 code for a protein of 149 amino acids. The transcript has 4 exons. Gene Ontology annotation, cellular component: cytosolic large ribosomal subunit; ribosome.
AGAUGACCAGCCGCAACAAGAAGACCCGCAAGCUUCGCGGCCACGUCAGCCACGGCCACGGUCGUAUUGGCAAGCACCGCAAGCAUCCUGGAGGUCGCGGUAACGCCGGUGGUCAGCAUCACCAUCGCAUCAACUUUGACAAAUACCAUCCUGGCUACUUCGGUAAGGUUGGUAUGCGUCAUUUCCACCUGCUCCGCAACAAGGACCACUGCCCCACCGUCAACAUUGACAAGAUCUGGACUUUGGUGCCCGAGGACAAGCGUGCUGCCCUCAUCAAGGAUGCCAAGGAGAGCAACGCUGCUGUGAUCGACGUGGUCCAGCACGGUUACUACAAGGUCCUGGGCAAGGGCGAGCUGCCCAAGGCUCCCGUCAUUGUCAAGGCUCGCUUCUUCUCGCGCAAGGCCGAGGAGAAGAUUAAGGCCGCUGGCGGUGUCUGCGUGACCACGGCAUAAAUCGAUCUUUUGGACCUCCU